Molecule: messenger RNA, 645 nt
Organism: Myxocyprinus asiaticus (Chinese sucker)
Lineage: Eukaryota; Metazoa; Chordata; Actinopteri; Cypriniformes; Catostomidae
Exons: 2
Source: RefSeq, a predicted model, not a curated record
CAAACCUUCCUAAUGGAUGCAGGACGUGAUAGACCUGAACUGACCAGGAGCUAUGAGGGUUCAGACCUUGACAGAGGCUUUUUUACAGAUCAGAGUCUAUCUUUAUCAGCGGUUUCAGUCGAUGGGCUCUUGAGACCAAGCAAAGGCAUUGUGCUGGAAUAUUUAGAGACCAACUCUACAGCUACACCAUGUCUGAACUACUCUACAAGUGUUUUAUCACCUUUAGUUGCCCUCAGCAAGAAUAUUCUCUCUCCAGGCAACACCCUGGCCACAGGGCUAAGCAGUCCUGUUGAGGGCAAGUCAUCCACACCUUAUGAGAGGGUGAAAUUUCAAAAGCCCAAUGUGGCAGGCUCAUUAGACCUGUCUUGUGUCGACCUGACCACCACCCACCCCUUAUGGGAAGUCUCCUUUGUCAAGCCCAUAGUGGAGAGCCCAAAGUCAUGCUUUGAAUCCACCUGGAGUCCCAUUAACCCAUCAGCACCCCCUGAGUUAUCACUGAUCUGGUCAGGAACAUCACCUCGUCCUUCUGUUUCAGAGGAUCUCCAACGCUCAUGGAAAGAAACAAUCUGGCAGGGAUCUAGUCAAGUUUCUGCUAUUUCAGAGUUUAGAGAUGAAAAGCAGAGCUUAUCUCACUUGGCAAUUUGA